ACAAAUUCCAAAACACGACUGGAAAUGGCUCUCAUGCGGAUGCGCAUUACAAGUCUUCCUGUCUGUGCAAAUCUGCAUUACAACUCUGGUGUGGGUACGUUUUUACUCAGGAUAGCCACCGGCGGUUUCAACGACGGAGGACCACCGGACGCCAAACGGGCGAAGACGGAGUGAGUUCCAACAAAGAAGUACUUUGUUUAUUUCGGAGACGGUCGAGAAGGACACUAGCGAAACAAACCACGCGGCCGGGAAAGGAGUAGCGAAUAGAAAUUUGAUUCGCUGGUCGUGGUGUUAGUUUCGUCGUCUUCUCCGUUUUUAUGAUGUUCUCCUCUAUGGCUCAUUUGAUGUUACGUGGAGUCUAACCAUUUGACUUCUACACGACCGGAAGUAGACUCUGUUCAUAGUCGAUGUACGACCUCCCAUGACUCGAAAUGGAUUUGGAACGGAAAAAACACGACCAUAAUGUUUACGAAUGUAGUACAGCACACUUGUUCUACCUUGU
Molecule: messenger RNA, 502 nt
Organism: Amoebophrya sp. A120
Lineage: Eukaryota; Dinophyceae; Syndiniales; Amoebophryaceae
Source: the annotation of a GenBank genome assembly